Leishmania mexicana MHOM/GT/2001/U1103 is the source of this 1968-nucleotide messenger RNA. RefSeq lists its product as hypothetical. The record is from RefSeq and is a predicted model, not a curated record. The transcript has a single exon. Lineage: Eukaryota; Euglenozoa; Kinetoplastea; Trypanosomatida; Trypanosomatidae. Bases 1 to 1968 code for a protein of 655 amino acids.
AUGAGCCGCCACAUUUACGCUACUCGACAUGGAGCCGUGAAGUGCCCACUGUGCGACACCUACAUCGUGCCCCGCGGCUUCUUUGCAAGCCUGACAAAGUUGAUUGAGCGCCAUCGCGACCGCCAGCCGUCAGCGCCGGAAGCGAGGCUCUCACCACCGCAUUCGUCGUCCUCUACCAGCGCGGUGGCCUCUACCUCUAGCAGAGGUCCCGGGCCUCUGACCUCGAUUGCCAUCACUCACGCCCACUGCAUUGGACUGCCUGACUUCAAGUCCUAUGAAAAGGCAGACUUCGAGCUCCCGGGAUCAGCACAGGACUACAGUCUCCCCGGUGACUUCGAGAGUAGCGCGCAAGGCCGAGGCACGAGCUCCGCCUUAGUUCCAUGUGGGUCAGAGAGCGCCGGAGGCACCCGCACACCGUUUCGCUGCAUGGAGUGCUUGAAUCUUUGCGGCACGUGGACAAAGGCCACGAAGCAUAUGGAUAAGAGUGGACACACCCUUCCCCUCUGCGUGCAGUGCCUGAUGCGUCUACGCUGCUUCGGCCCUCAGCGGCCAAUAAAGCACGAGGAGAGCACCGGCCACUGUGGCUUCUACGGUGUCUUCUACACCCGUCGCGACUACCUCUGCGAACUGCAGGCGCCACGCAGCGUAUACAACUACAGCAACUCCUACACUGGGCUCUCCACACUCCAGUACAAGUGCGUUUGUGGCAUCUCGUUUCUCCACCCUCUGCACCUCGCUGAGCACCUGCGCCGGGUGCAUCACGCAACAUGCAUUAGGAAUGAGGCUGUCUGUCGCCGCUGCGAUACACGUGGGACGCUAGCGGAUUUAAUGGUGCAUCUUCGGCAGGGCUGCCCGCAGGUGACGCCGACCGUACAAAACAAUGGUAGCAGCACCACAUUUACCGACACUUCAGGCUCAUCGCCGACGGGCAGCAAUAUGCGGUUACCGUCGAUGACGUCGCCGAAUUGCCCCACUGCACCCUCGAAAGACCAGGAGGACCAAGGUAGGGCAGGGAGAAGCGGCGGUGACAAUGCUGCAGUGACGCCUCCCGUGAUCGAGAUACCCGGGUUCUCUGGUGCGUCGUUCCUGCAGUGGCGUCCGCUGCUGCCACCCAUGACGGCGGACGAUGUACCACUGAUGGACGAAUCGUAUGCAAUGUCGGGCUAUAUCAGCGGUCUUCGUGCGCUUGCGUCGCAGCCGGCGUCGUCAUCCUCUCACGUGGCCACCGCCGAGGUUCGCAAGGCAUCUUACGUCGUCCUGUACCAGUGCCGUGAGUGCCUGUUUCUCUUCUCCAGCUGGGAGCGUAUGGUGCACCACAUUCACGCCACUGGGCACUGCAGCACGUACUGCUGCAAGUGCAGGUGCGACCUGCCGCAGCUGGUGAACCACCCAACGCCGCAUGAGGCGAGCGGUGUGUCACGAUCUUCAACACAGCUACCAGGGUAUGGCGGUGCCGCCACAUCAGCGCCGGUAUUGGUUUGCUCCACCACGCUCAACGACCACCUCGACCACCUCCGUGGCUGUGGUGACGUCAUCGGCUUCCCCACAUCACCGAGGAGUCUUGAGGUGCUCGUUGACGUGAACGCCGAGUGCUACCAGGGCUCUCUCGACCCACCAGCAGACUUGUUUACUGGGGAUCGGGUCGUCAUGGCGUACCAGUGCCCAGCCGAGCAACUUGGCUGCUACGAGGUCUUUCUGACCUACGGCAAUCUUGUAGAACAUUUGAUGGCGACAGGACACGGCUCGAUCCAGUGUCCAGAUGACGCAGAAGGCUCCGACAGCACCCUUGCAACAAGACGGCUCUCUUCCUGCUAUCCGAUGGUGACCUAUCGGGCGAAGUUCACCGUGAUACAGCUGCGUUAUCACUUCGGCUUCUUACAGUGCCCCUACUGUGAAUCGGCCGUGCCGCGCGGAGAGGAGGAACUGCACGAGGCGCUCUGCAUCAUGCGCCGCCGCAUGGGACACUAG